Messenger RNA from Cyprinus carpio (common carp), 7295 nucleotides. RefSeq names its product acetyl-CoA carboxylase alpha (gene acaca). NCBI's taxonomy places the organism in Eukaryota, Metazoa, Chordata, Actinopteri, Cypriniformes, Cyprinidae. Gene Ontology annotation, biological process: fatty acid biosynthetic process. The record is from RefSeq and is a predicted model, not a curated record. The transcript is spliced from 53 exons. Gene Ontology annotation, molecular function: ATP binding; metal ion binding; acetyl-CoA carboxylase activity.
CACACCACCGUAACGCCGCUGUCAAAGAGGCUGGGACUUCAGAGCCUGUACCAUUAUGCUGCUAUAUAGCCUAUCAGCCAUCACCGGAGCGGAGAUGGGCUUCAAUUAGGAGGGAAUUCAGUCGAUAUUAAAACGUCGGUUUACACGCCUCAGAAUUGCUUGCAGACUCUUUUCGCACGUGCUUGCAGCCUGCCAGCGUGGCCUAAGUAUGGCAGAGCAGGACUCCACCGGGAAGAAGCUUCCAGCAGUGGCUGCGCUGCACUCUCACUUCAUCGUGGGUUCUGUGUCCGAGGAAAACUCUGAGGAUGAAACCGCAGGGAAGCUGGACCUGCAGAUGGAGGAGAAUCCGCGCUCCCUUUCCCCCUCUUCAGUCAGUUCAGACAGCACUUAUGAGAUGGGCUUCGACAGCCUGGACGGACCCUUGCACAAUCUGAGGCCUAGCAUGUCAGGACUUCACCUUGUGAAGCAGGGCAGGGACCGCAGACGCACCGAUUUGCAGAGGGACUUUACUGUUGCUUCCCCCGCUGAAUUCGUCACCCGAUUUGGUGGCAACAAAGUCAUUGAGAAGGUUCUCAUUGCUAACAAUGGCAUCGCUGCAGUUAAGUGCAUGCGCUCCAUUCGUCGCUGGGCUUAUGAAAUGUUUCGGAAUGAACGGGCCAUACGUUUUGUAGUAAUGGUUACCCCAGAGGACCUCAAAGCCAAUGCAGAGUAUAUCAAGAUGGCAGAUCACUAUGUACCUGUCCCAGGGGGGACAAACAACAACAACUAUGCUAAUGUGGAACUCAUUUUGGACAUAGCUAAACGAAUUCCCGUUCAGGCUGUAUGGGCCGGUUGGGGUCAUGCCUCUGAGAACCCCAAACUCCCUGAAUUGCUGCACAAGAACGGCAUUGCCUUCAUGGGUCCACCGAGUCAGGCUAUGUGGGCUCUUGGGGAUAAGAUUGCCUCUUCUAUUGUGGCCCAGACAGCUGGCAUCCCCACAUUACCCUGGAGUGGAACAGGGCUGACUGUAGAGUGGACAGAGAAUGACCAGAAGAAAGGAAUUAUUAAUGUCCCUACUGAGCUGUACGAGCAGGGCUGUGUACAUGAUGUGGAGGCUGGACUGAAGGCGGCUGAACAAAUAGGUUACCCUGUGAUGGUGAAGGCGUCUGAAGGCGGAGGAGGAAAAGGUAUCCGGAAAGUCACUGGUGCGGAAGACUUUCCCAACCUCUUCAGACAGGUUCAAGCUGAGGUUCCAGGUUCCCCGAUCUUUGUCAUGCAAUUGGCCAAACAUGCUCGCCACCUGGAGGUGCAGAUUUUGGCUGAUCAGUAUGGUAACGCCAUCUCCCUGUUCGGCCGCGACUGCUCCGUCCAGCGCAGACAUCAGAAAAUCAUUGAAGAAGCUCCGGCUACUAUUGCCACCUCUGAUGUGUUUGAGGAUAUGGAGAAGUGCGCAGUGAGUUUGGCAAAGAUGGUGGGCUAUGUGAGUGCAGGUACAGUGGAAUAUCUCUACAGUCAAGACGGCAGCUUUUAUUUCCUAGAGCUCAACCCUCGUCUUCAAGUGGAACAUCCUUGCACUGAGAUGGUGGCUGAUGUUAACCUGCCUGCGGCCCAACUGCAGAUCGCUAUGGGCAUCCCACUUCACCGCAUUAAAGACAUCAGGGUGAUGUAUGGGAUGCAGCCAUGGGGAGAUUCCCCCAUUGACUUUGAUGGACUCUCCACCACCCCCUCUCCACGAGGUCAUGUAAUUGCAGCUCGAAUUACUAGCGAGAACCCAGAUGAGGGCUUUAAGCCCAGCUCAGGAACUGUCCAGGAGUUAAAUUUCCGCAGUAACAAGAAUGUGUGGGGCUACUUCAGUGUGGCGGCUGCUGGAGGUCUGCAUGAGUUUGCAGACUCUCAGUUUGGCCAUUGCUUCUCCUGGGGAGAGAACCGUGAGGAGGCCAUCUCAAACAUGGUGGUGGCCCUCAAGGAACUGUCCAUCAGAGGAGACUUCAGGACUACAGUGGAGUAUCUUAUAAAGCUGCUAGAAACAGAAAGUUUCCAGCACAAUAGCAACAAAACAUACACAUCAUUAUAAAUCUGUGUGUGUGUCUAGGCCGAGCGUCCUGACACUAUGCUGGGUGUAGUGAGUGGAGCUCUGCAUGUGGCUGAUGUCAACCUCAGAAACAGUGUGUCCAAUUUCCUGCAUUCACUGGAAAGAGGGCAGGUUUUACCUGCACACACGCUGUUAAACACGGUUGAUGUUGAGCUAAUCUAUGAGGGGACCAAAUAUGUUCUCAAGGUGACCAGACAGUCUCCUAACUCUUACGUGGUCAUCAUGAAUAACUCUUCGGCGGAGGUGGAUGUUCAUCGGUUGAGCGAUGGGGGUCUGCUGCUCUCGUAUGACGGCAGCAGCUACACUACCUACAUGAAGGAGGAAGUGGACAGGUAUCGCAUCAUUAUUGGUAACAAGACAUGUGUGUUUGAAAAAGAGAAUGAUCCUUCACUCCUGCGCUCACCAUCUGCUGGGAAACUCAUCCAGUAUACUGUGGAGGAUGGUGGACACGUGUUUGCUGGACAGUGUUAUGCAGAAAUCGAGGUGAUGAAGAUGGUGAUGACCCUGACGGCCUCUGAGUCUGGUUGUAUUCACUAUGUGAAGAGAGCAGGUGCAGUGCUGGAGCCGGGCUGUAUCAUCGGCAAACUGCAGCUGGACGAUCCCAGCAGAGUACAGCAGGCGGAGCUGUUUACAGGAACAUUACCCAGUGUUCAGUCCGUGGCUCUCAGGGGAGAGAAGCUUCACAGAGUCUUCCACAGCACUCUGGAUCACCUAGUGCACAUAAUGAAUGGCUACUGUCUGCCAGAGCCCUUCUUCAGUGGCAAACUGAAAGAAUGGGUGGAGCGUCUGAUGAAGACUCUGAGGGACCCCUCUCUGCCCCUGCUGGAGCUUCAGGACAUCAUGACGAGCGUUUCAGGCCGGAUCCCUCCUGCUGUAGAAAAGUCUAUCAAAAAAGAAAUGGCUCAGUAUGCCAGCAACAUCACCUCUGUCCUCUGCCAGUUUCCCAGUCAGCAGAUUGCCAAUACACUGGACAGUCAUGCUGCCACGCUGAACAGGAAGUCCGAAAGAGAAGUCUUCUUCAUGAACACGCAGAGCAUUGUACAGCUGGUUCAGAAGUACCGCAGUGGCAUCAGAGGGCAUAUGAAGGCGGUGGUGAUGGACCUCCUCAGGCAGUAUUUAAGAGUGGAAGUUCAGUUUCAACAUGGUCACUAUGAAAAGUGUGUGUUUGCACUACGAGAGGAAAACAAAGGGGACAUGGCCAAUGUGCUCAACUACAUAUUCUCUCAUGCACAAGUCACAAAGAAGAACUCUCUGGUCACCAUGUUGAUUGAUCAGCUGUGUGGACGAGACCCUACUCUGACAGACGAGCUCAUGGCAAUACUCACAGAACUCACACAGCUCAGCAAGACCACUAAUGCCAAGGUGGCGCUGCGGGCACGGCAGGUUCUCAUUGCCUCGCACCUUCCGUCAUACGAGCUACGACACAAUCAGGUGGAAUCCAUCUUUCUGUCUGCUAUCGACAUGUACGGGCAUCAGUUCUGCAUUGAAAACCUGCAGAAACUGAUCCUAUCAGAAACAUCCAUCUUUGAUGUGCUGCCAAAUUUCUUUUACCACAGUAAUCAGGUGGUACGGAUGGCUGCUCUAGAGGUGUAUGUUCGUAGAGCUUAUAUCGCUUAUGAACUCAACAGCGUCCAGCACCGUCAGCUGAAGGACAACACCUGCAUCGUGGAGUUCCAGUUCAUGCUGCCCACAUCCCACCCCAACAGAGGGAACAUCCCCACUCUAAACAGAAUGUCCUUCUCCUCUAACUUGAACCACUAUGGCAUGGUCCACGUGGCCAGCGUUAGUGAUGUGCUCCUGGACACCUCCUUCACCCCGCCCUGUCAGCGUAUGGGUGCCAUGGUUUCCUUCCGCUCCUUCCAGGAGUUCACCAGGAACAUUAAAGAUGUGUUGAGCUGUUUCUCAGACUCACCCCCUUCUACUCCAACCUUUCCUGAGGGGGGCAACCCUGUGCUGUAUGGAGAGGAGGACAACAAGAGCAUUCAAGAUGAGCCAAUUCAUAUCCUUAAUGUGGCCAUAAAGACAGACAGUGACAUUGAUGAUGAUGGUCUAGCAGCCAUGUUCCGCGAGUUUACCCAGUCUAAGAAAUCUCUGCUAUUUGAGCACGGCAUCCGAAGAAUUACCUUUUUGGUCGCUCAGAAGGAUUUCAGGAAGCAAGUCAACUGUGAGGUGGACCAGAGGUUCCAUAGAGAAUUCCCCAAAUUUUUCACUUUUCGAGCUCGAGGCAAGUUUGAGGAAGACCGUAUCUACAGGCACUUGGAACCUGCCUUGGCUUUCCAGCUGGAGCUCAACCGCAUGCGUAACUUUGCACUGACGGCCAUCCCCUGUGCCAACCAUAAGAUGCACCUGUACUUGGGAGCUGCCCGCGUGGAAGUGGGCGCUGAGGUCACAGAUUACCGCUUCUUUGUGCGGGCCAUCAUCCGCCACUCGGACUUGGUCACCAAGGAAGCGUCGUUUGAGUACCUGCACAAUGAGGCAGAGCGUUUGCUGCUGGAGGCCAUGGAUGAGCUGGAAGUGGCUUUCAACAACACCACAGUGCGCACUGACUGCAAUCACAUCUUCCUCAAUUUUGUCCCAACCGUCAUCAUGGACCCUUCUAAGAUUGAGGAAUCUGUGCGCUCCAUGGUCAUGCGCUACGGGAGUCGUCUCUGGAAGCUCCGUGUGCUCCAAGCCGAGCUGAAGAUUAACAUCCGACUGACACCCACUGGCAAACAGAUCCCCAUCCGCCUCUUCCUGACCAAUGAGAGUGGCUACUACCUGGACAUCAGCCUGUACAAGGAGGUCACAGACUCCCGUACAGGACAGAUCAUGUUCCAGGCAUAUGGAGACAAGCAGGGUCCUCUUCAUGGCAUGCUCAUCAACACACCCUAUGUCACUAAAGACCUCCUGCAGUCCAAACGCUUCCAAGCCCAGAGCCUCGGUACCACCUAUGUCUACGACUUCCCAGAGAUGUUCCGUCAGGCUCUGAGGAAGCUAUGGCAGUCCAUGGACGCACACGCCAACUUACCCAAGUGUCCUCUUCCAUCGGAAUUGCUGACCUUCACAGAGCUGGUCCUGGAUUCUCAGGGUCAGCUGGUGCAGAUGAACCGUCUACCUGGAGGAAAUGAGAUUGGCAUGGUAGCAUGGCGGAUGACUCUCCGAACCCCUGAGUACCCGGCCGGCCGUGAGAUUAUUGUGAUCAGCAAUGACAUCACACAUAAGAUUGGCUCCUUCGGGCCGCAGGAGGAUGUGCUGUUCCAGCAGGCUUCAGAGAUGGCGCGGGAAAGCGGUAUCCCACGAAUCUAUAUUGCUGCCAACAGCGGAGCCCGGAUUGGCCUGGCAGAGGAAAUCAGACACAUGUUCCAUGUGGCCUGGCAGGAUCCAGCAGACCCGUACAAGGGCUUUAAGUACCUGUACCUCACACCUCAGGACUAUAAGAAGGUGUCUGCUCUGAACUCAGUCCACUGUGAACAUGUGGAAGAUGAGGGUGAAUCCAGGUAUAAGAUCACUGAUAUCAUUGGUAAAGAGGAGGGGUUGGGUGUGGAGAACCUGAGAGGUUCUGGCAUGAUCGCGGGUGAAUCUUCACUGGCGUAUGAGGAUAUCAUCACCAUGAACCUGGUAACAUGCAGAGCCAUUGGAAUUGGAGCAUAUCUGGUGAGACUGGGCCAAAGAACCAUACAGGUGGAGAACUCUCACAUAAUCCUCACUGGAGCUGGAGCUCUCAAUAAGGUUCUGGGUCGCGAAGUGUACACCUCCAAUAACCAGCUGGGUGGAGUACAGAUCAUGCACAAUAAUGGAGUCACACACACCACUGUGUGCGAUGAUUUUGAGGGAGUGUUUACGUUACUGCUCUGGCUGUCUUACAUGCCGAAGAAUAAGAUGAGUCCUGUGCCAAUGAUCAGUGCUAAAGAUCCCAUCGAUCGGCCAGUGGAGUUUGUUCCUACCAAGGCACCUUAUGACCCACGCUGGAUGUUAGCGGGACGUCCCAGUCAGAACACUAAGGGUGCGUGGGUGAGCGGGUUCUUUGACCAUGGCUCUUUUCUGGAGAUCAUGCAGCCGUGGGCACAGAGUGUAAUCGUAGGACGGGCCAGGUUGGGCGGGAUCCCGACUGGAGUAGUUGCAGUGGAAACCCGAUCAGUGGAGCUGUCUAUCCCAGCAGACCCAGCGAAUUUGGACUCUGAAGCCAAGAUCAUCCAACAAGCAGGGCAAGUGUGGUUCCCAGACUCUGCUUUUAAGACAGCACAGGCCAUUAAAGACUUCAACAGGGAGGGGCUUCCUCUCAUGGUGUUUGCCAACUGGAGGGGCUUCUCUGGAGGGAUGAAAGACAUGUAUGACCAGGUGCUGAAGUUUGGGGCGUAUAUAGUGGACGGGCUGAGAGAAUACAGACAGUCAGUGCUGGUGUACAUCCCUCCACAAGCAGAGCUCAGGGGAGGAUCAUGGGUCGUCAUAGACCCCACCAUCAACCCUCGCCACAUGGAGAUGUAUGCGGAUAAGGACAGCCGUGGUGGCGUGCUGGAGCCUGAAGGCACAGUGGAGAUCAAGUUCCGUAAAAAAGACCUGGUGAAGACCAUGAGACGGGUGGACCCUGUAUACAUGGGGCUUGCAGAAAGACUGGGCACCCCAGAGUUGAGUGUGUCUGAGCGUAAAGAGCUGGAGAGUAAACUGAAAGAGAGAGAAGAGUUCCUGCUGCCAAUAUAUCAUCAAGUAGCCGUGCAGUUUGCCGACCUUCAUGACACACCGGGCCGUAUGCAGGAAAAAGGAGUCAUCACUGAUGUCCUGGAGUGGCAGACAUCUCGACUCUUCUUCUACUGGCGCUUGCGGCGGUUAUUGCUGGAGGACACUGUUAAGAGGAAGAUCCAGUGUGCUAACAGUGAGCUGACAGACGGCCAGGUUCAGGCCAUGCUCCGCCGCUGGUUCGUGGAAGCAGAGGGAGCUGUGAAAGCUUAUCUGUGGGACAGCAAUGAGGAUGUUGUGGAGUGGUUGGAGAGGCAGCUGGCAGAAGAAGAGGGUGCCAGAUCUCUCAUCGAUGAGAAUAUCAAAUAUAUCCGCAGGGAUCACAUCCUCAAACAGAUCCGAAGCCUGGUUCAAGCUAACCCUGAAGUGGCCAUGGACUCCAUUGUUCACAUGACCCAGCACAUUUCCCCCACGCAGCGUACGGAGGUGGUCCGAAUCCUGUCCACCAUGGACGCCCCUGCGUCAUCAUAGAGCCUUGUUUACACAAUCAUCUCAGAGGCAUGAUACUACA